GGGCGGGGCGGGGCGGGGCGGGCGCGCGCUUCCGGGAGCGGGCUCGGCGGCGCCGGGCGGGCGCGCAGAGUUAGCCAACCAUGGCCCUCACAAGUGUGGGAAAGAUGGUUGGCCUCCAGAAGAAGACUUCUGGAAUCAGGAAUAUCUGUAUAUUAGCCCACGUGGAUCAUGGCAAAACUACUCUAGCUGAUUGUCUAAUAUCUAGCAAUGGAAUAAUCUCUAGCCGCUUGGCAGGAAAGCUGCGAUACCUAGACAGUAGAGAAGAUGAACAGAUUCGAGGAAUAACGAUGAAAUCUAGUGCAAUUGCAUUGCACUUUGUGAAAGGUGAUGAAGAGUAUCUGAUUAAUUUAAUAGACUCCCCAGGGCACGUGGAUUUUUCUUCAGAAGUGUCUACAGCAGUUCGACUCUGUGAUGGUUGCAUCAUAGUGGUGGAUGCUGUUGAAGGUGUCUGUCCACAGACUCAAGCAGUUCUACGGCAAGCAUGGCUAGAAAAUAUACGUCCAGUAUUGGUGAUUAAUAAAAUCGAUCGCUUGAUUGUGGAGCUCAAGCUCACCCCUCAGGAGGCAUACUUGCACCUUAAGAAUAUCUUAGAACAGAUCAAUGCAGUCACUGGAGCACUUUUUACCUCUAAAGUCUUAGAAGAAAGAGCUGAGAAAGAAACAGAAAGUGAAAGUAUUUCAGACACUGCACCAGGAGAUCAAGUUUAUGACUGGAGUGCUGGAUUGGAAGAUACUGAUGAUUCACAUCUCUAUUUUUCACCAGACCAUGGAAAUGUGGUGUUUGCCAGUGCAGUUGAUGGCUGGGGCUUUGGAAUUGAGCAUUUUGCCAAACUGUACAGCCAAAAGAUUGGAAUCAAGCCUGCAGUACUUCUGAAGACUUUAUGGGGAGAUUAUUAUCUAAAUACAAAAACAAAGAAGAUAAUGAAAGGUGAUCAGUCAAAAGGAAAGAAGCCUUUGUUUGUGCAAUUGGUGCUGGACAACAUAUGGAGUUUGUAUGAAGCUGUUAUGAAAAGAGACAAAGAAAAAAUUGAAAAAAUAGUCACCUCUUUGGGACUGAAAAUAGGUGCACGGGAGUCACGGCAUGCAGACCCUAAAGUUCAUCUUCAUGCCAUUUGUAGCCAGUGGCUACCAAUAUCUGAUGCAGUCCUGUCCAUGGUGUGUAAUAAACUUCCCAGCCCUCUUGACAUCACUGCAGAGAGAGUGGAAAAGCUGAUGUGUGUUGGAGCUAGAACAUUUGAUUCUUUGCCACCAGAAACUCAGGAACUGAAAAGUGCUUUUAUGAAAUGCAGUAGUGAAGAAACAGCCCCGGUUAUUGUCUUUGUUUCUAAAAUGUUUGCUGUUGAUGCAAAGACAUUACCACACAAUAAACCAAGGCCUUUAACUCAAGAAGAAAUAGCUCAUCGUCGUGAACUUGCAAAACAAAGGCUUGCGGAAAAAUUGGCAGCAAAUCGAGGAAAGGAGCUAUCAGAAAAGGUCCAAAGUGAAAAUUCAUCUGAAGUAACUGAGAAUACUGGUGAUACAAAAGGUGAAGAGCAACAGCUCACCGGUCAAGUAGAGAUCACGACCUCAAACGCAAUGAAACAGGAAGCAGAGAACAAGGAGUCUUUCAUUGCUUUUGCUAGAGUGUUCAGUGGAGUGGUGCGGAGAGGGCAAAAGAUCUUUGUUUUAGGACCAAAAUAUGAUCCUGCUGAGUCUUUGCAUAAGCUGUCAUCCCAGUGUUCGGCUACAAAUGAUCUGCCAUUAGUACCUCAUAUGACUAGCUGUACCUUGGAGAAUCUCUACUUGCUUAUGGGAAGAGAACUUGAAGAUCUUGAAGAAGUACCUGCAGGAAAUGUUUUGGGAAUAGGAGGCCUGCAAGAUGUUGUGCUAAAGUCUGCAACACUGUCAACAUCGCCAGCUUGUCCACCAUUUACACCUCUCAACUUUGAAGCUACACCGAUUGUGCGGGUAGCUGUUGAACCAAAGCAUCCAAGUGAUAUGCCUCAGCUGGUCAGAGGAAUGAAGCUUUUAAACCAAGCUGAUCCGUGUGUCCAAGUUUUAAUCCAGGAGACAGGAGAGCAUGUGCUAGUGACAGCAGGAGAAGUUCAUCUUCAACGUUGCUUGGAUGACCUGAAAGAAAGGUUUGCAAAGGUACAGAUUAGUGUAUCAGCACCUAUUAUACCAUUCCGAGAGACAAUAACAAGACCUCCAAAAGUCGAUAUGGUGAAUGAAGAAAUAGGAAAACAGCAGAAAGUUGCUGUCAUACACCAAACAAAAGAGGACCCAAAUAAAAUUCCUGAAGGAGUUCAAGUUGAUUCAGAUGGGCUUAUUACAAUAUCUACUCCAAAUAAACAAGCUACUCUCAGCGUAAGAGCAGUGCCACUUCCUGAGGAGGUAACUCGACUUCUUGAAGAAAACAGCGACUUAAUUCGAACUAUGGAGCAACUCAACACAUCUCUGAAUGAAGAGAAAAAAACCCAUGAGAUAAAUCAGAAGACUCUGGAUAGGAUCAAGGAAUUCAAACAAAAGUUGGAGCAAAAUCUGCAGGGAAGAAAGUGGAGAAAUGCUGUUGAUCAGAUCUGGUCAUUUGGACCACGGAAGUGUGGGCCUAAUAUUUUGUUAUAUAAUUUUGAGGGCUAUAAAAGAUCUGUGUGGCAGUGCCUUGGGAACCCUGUGAAAGAAGCAAGUAAAUACAGAGACUUUGACAACAGCAUAGUAAGUGGAUUUCAGCUGGCUACGCUUUCAGGUCCCAUGUGUGAAGAACCCCUCAUGGGUGUUUGUUUUACAGUGGAAAAAUGGGAAAUAAAUAAAGUUGGAGAGAUGCUGUCGACUAGCAGUCAGGAUUCAGGGAACUGUGAUGCCGUAGAACAUAAACAAAAUGAAGAUGCUGCUCUAACGAGCAGUUGUGCUGAUGAAGUUUGCAGUGCGAAUGAACACCAGGACAGCAGUCAAAGUGUUACAAAAUCAACUGAGAAAAUUAGUAAACACAAGGGAGAAGUUUUACUUGCAGAUUGUUAUGGUCCCUUCUCUGGACAACUGAUUGCCACCAUGAAGGAAGCUUGUCGUUAUGCUUUGCAAGCAAAACCACAGAGGCUUAUGGCAGCAAUGUACACAUGUGAAAUUAUGGCUACUGCAGAAGUUUUAGGUCGUGUGUAUGCUGUCUUGUCCAGAAGAGAAGGCAGAGUGUUACAAGAGGAGAUGAAAGAGGGGACGGAUGUGUUUAUUAUUAAGGCAGUCCUGCCAGUAGCAGAAAGCUUUGGUUUUGCUGAUGAAAUCAGGAAGAGAACUAGUGGCCUGGCCAGUCCGCAGCUGGUGUUCAGCCACUGGGAGUAUUUAUGACCCUCACGGUCAGACUUCAACAACAGUAAUCCUCUACACUGGCAUGUCUUUCCCUCAUCUUUGUCCUGUCCUGCCCCUGUCUGGUAAGUGGGUACUGUUACUUUCUCACAGAUUUUAGAGUCCUUGAGUUAAAAAGACUGCAAAGCAGCUGAUUUUUCAUUUAUUUAUUUUAUUUUUUAGUUAAUAAUGAAGAGCAGCAUUUUUAGUGUUGUCAAAGGUUCUGUCCAUCUGUUUUUUCUCUGUGUAAAAAAUUAUGCUUAAUGCUGGAAAUAGUCACCAGCCUUCUGGAUCCUUGAGCACUUACAAGUCAUCUCUCAUUUAUCCCCUCACGGAAACCAUCACUGCUGCCUAUGGAAGUAAAGUGUAAAUUUGUGAAAUAAGUGAUCUUGUAAAUAUGAAACUACAGCAUUUCCUUAGUUGAUGGGACAAGCCAAGCACUUGGGAAAGCACACCAUCGGUGUAUACCCUUGCUAGAAAACAAUCCACUGGAGCUUUGUUAUAAAACAUGCAAACAUCCUGAGGAAGUGACAGUAAUUUGCAAUAAACACUGCGUGUAAACAAU
Molecule: messenger RNA, 3879 nt
Organism: Falco peregrinus (peregrine falcon)
Lineage: Eukaryota; Metazoa; Chordata; Aves; Falconiformes; Falconidae
Gene: EFL1
Product: elongation factor like GTPase 1
Exons: 20
Coding region: 81-3317 (1078 amino acids)
Biological process (GO): cytosolic ribosome assembly
Cellular component (GO): cytosol; ribonucleoprotein complex
Molecular function (GO): ribosome binding; GTP binding; GTPase activity
Source: RefSeq, a predicted model, not a curated record